CACCGGGACGGAGGAGAGGGGGACCCGCUGCGGGAGGACGGAGAGGUUUGGCUCCUGACAUCUGUGUUGUCACGUGACCCGGAUCCGAUCCGAACUUUUUCCUCGGUACCACUUGUGAGUUGGCGGUUGCUAUGGCUGCGAGUUCAUGCGAGGCUGGCAGAGAGGGAAGUGACGAGCUCGGCUGUUGUUGGGACACGUGACUGGAGCUGCACUGAUCUGUUGUGACAAGCAGCGGGGAGGGAGGAGAGCAGGGAGGCAGACUGAGAGCAGCAUCGCGGCCAGGAGCACCCGCUGCUGCGUCCCGUCCGCAUUUCGUCCCUGACAUGUCCCGAUCCACUCGGUCCUGUGUGUCGUCAGCGCUCGGUUAGCCUGUCAGCAACUCGCUAACUUUCUGUGGCCAGCGCUCGCGGAGAACGUCGCAGCCCCGGGUCGGAGGCGUUGACUCGGGCUUGUUUGUUUGAGAAAAGUUUUAAUGAAGACCACAAAGGAAGUCCGCACAGGUGGCGUCUCGAGGGUUGAGUAGAUGGCGGCCGUUGGGGCGCUGUGUGCGGGUUGGACACGGAGAACAGCCGCCUGAUAUUAAAGCGAGGAGAAUGAUACAACACGUCAAGUCGUAGAAGAAAAUACCGAGACCCUGCGUCGGUGUGUUUGUCUGCGGCUGUGGCUACCUGUCUGCCUGCCUGUCUGCCUGCGCAACUCGACGGGGGUUGGGGGAUGUUUGGCGAGGUCGUCGUCACCCGCAGACGCGUCCACCGCUCGGCGACGACACGGUUAGUUGGUUGAGUUGUUGCUACCUAGCUAACCGAAUUAGCAGGCAGCCAGAGAGUGUUGUUGGCCGGAGAGGAGACACCGAAAUGCAUCGCGACGUCCACUGUGGUGAAGGUGCUGCAGUUUGACUCGGAGAGAAGCCAGCUCGCUAAUCACAUUACAACUAGUCGGAUUGGUGACCAGCUCCAGGAACCCGAGCGUCCGUCCCAGUACCUGACCGUGGCUGUGCCUGCGACCAGCUGUCUGUUUGUUAGUCAGUUGGACAAUACAGUGCGAGUCGAUGGGAGCGUACAGUAGCAUGCUAACAAAGCGAUGCUUUGUUGUUGGAUAGGGGGCCGCUGGCACCAGCACGCAGGCUUCACAGCUGAUAUUAUUGCUUAGCCACUACACGGUCACAGAGGAGGGGGGGGGGGAGUUCAGGGUCCAGGCACCGCUGUGUUGCUGUCAAAGCUGUGUCAUAGGAGACUGAGGAGACCCCACAGGACUGAUGACACUGGACAACAUGAAGACCGAGAGAGAUACAACGGAGGAGUUUUUUGAGUAUGAUGCGGAGGAGUUCCUGGUGUUCCUGACGUUGCUCAUCACCGAGGGAAGGACACCAGAGUAUUCUGUGAAGGGCAGGACCGAGGGGCUGCACUGUCCGCCAGCCCAGUCGGCCAUGCCGCCCCUUCACAAGCACGAAUGUAGUGACAAACUGCCUCAGUGUCGGCAGGCGAGGCGAACCCGUUCAGAGGUGAUCCUGCUUUGGAAGAACAGCAUCCCCAUAAUGAUCGAGGUCAUGCUUCUGCCAGACUGUUGCUAUGGCGACGAGUGCCCCCCGAGUGACCCCAUCAGUGACCCAGUCAUCAAACAAGAUGCUCUGCUGCUGGAGAGAUGGACCCUGCAGCCGAUUCCAAGACAAAGUGGCGAUCGCUUCAUUGAGGAGAAGACCCUGCUGUUGGCUGUUCGCUCCUAUGUCUUCUUCUCCCAGCUCAGCGCCUGGCUCAGUGCCUCCCAUGGCAUUGUCCCCAGGAACAUCCUGUACAGGAUCAGUGCUGCUGAUGAGGAGCUGGUGUGGCAGUUCUCCCAGCCACCUUCAGAGCACAUUUUCCCCGUCCCCAAUGUGUCCCAGAGCGUUGCAAUGCAGGUCCAUGUGCAGUCGCUCCCCCGACAACCGACCUACCCCACCCUAGCCUGCAGCAUCCACACCGGUCUGCCUCCCCUUUACAGCAAAACCCCCAGCCUCAGCCCGAACCUCAACAGCCUUGGUGGCACGCCCACCUUAAAGAAGAGCCAGGACCACAGCAGAGAAAACCUCCUUCACAACCCUAACAUGUUCAGCAAAAGCUCUGGUCUUCUUCUCAAUGGAUUACCCAUUCCUAAUCUUCCCAUCAACAACAUCCCCAUUAACAGCCUUCCUCACACUGCUGUGUCGCCUCCUUGCAGCCAGAAGAGCAAGGAGCCUGGUGAAAACAAUGUUUAUCAGAACGGAGAGCUUCCGCAGGCCAGUGUCCCCCAACGUCAGGGCUCGCCACUGUUCCAAAGAUCCUCCCAUUCUGCCACGCCGCCCCGCUCCCACUCCCCAUCUCUACUUCCCACAAGUAAAGCAGGAAAGUGGCUGUACUCGGCUCUCAAGAGCUCGUCGAACUCCACACAGGUAGAGGACUAUGGGUCUGGUACCAACAGCAGUGAGUUUUCAAAGGGGACCCUCCCUGACCCCCUGAGAGCUUUUAAGAGUUUUUCCAUGGCGGAGCCACCUCGCUGCCCCUCCCCAAGGCCUGCUGCAACUGAAACAAAUCCCCUGAUUGGCUCCCUGCUGCAGGAGAGACAGGAAGUUAUUGCCCGCAUUGCACAGAGGCUCAACUUCUGCGACCCUACAGCUCCGCCGCUCCCUCCUGGCCUUUUUCCUUCUGACAACCCUCCCAAAGCCAUGAGGGGUAGUAACCAUGACGACAUAACUGCCAGUAAGACCAAAGAGCCUGAGGUACCGCUAUAUGAAUCUGUGGGACGCGUGUGGCCCAGCCCCUUCAACACACCUGUGACUGACACUUCUUUGAGUAAACGAGAGAGUACCUCCCCCAAACCUGCGGCCUGCAGGAAGCUCAAAAUGUCUGAGACAAGAGACAGAGAGGAGGAGAGGAUUGGAGAGAGAGAGCGAGACAAGAAGAAGGACAGAGAUGGACAGAGGGAGAGAGAGAGCUCCCUCAUCGCCCAGGCAGUACAAGACAUCACCAGACUCAUCCAGGAAAGACUGUCUGUCCCCUCUCUGUCCCCCAGGCACAGCAGGAGCAACAGCCCUCUGCACCAUACGCACACGACUACAAUCACACACACAGUCCGCACAUACACGCAAGUCACACACAUCCCACAAGCCUCACACACUGCCAGCAACGGCCAAACCAACGGCCACAUACCCAGCCAGGAACCUCACAGGGGCAGCACGCACACCUCUGCCACACAUGCACCCGUUUGCACAGACAAGCCCCAAGUUGAUCUGGGGGCCGGAUGCCAUUCUCCCCGGGCCCAAAUUGGUGCUCACUUUACACUUGAAGAAUCCUCAUCAAAAGGCCAGUCCCACACCCAGGCUGGUCAGCGUUUACAAACCCCACAGGACAAGCUCAGAGUCAGGACACCAAGCAGCCAUGAAACCCCCCCUGCCUCCCCCGUCCUCGAGAAAUGCCCAAGGAAUGCCCAGUUUUUCAGUUGGACUUGUAAUGAUUCAAGCGAAGCCACGAACUGUAACAUAAACCACAACCACAGCAAGCCUCAGUCCCAGGUGCAGGUGCAGAUGCAGAACUGUGUAAAAGCUCAGGCAUCUGCCCUCCAGGAUGAGAACCAGGCACCCACAGAGUGCUCCAGCACCUCCAGACCUGACAUGACUCUGCCUACGACUGUUCUGCGUCCUCACAGCCCCUCCCCUCUGCGUCCCUGCAACAGCUGGAAGAAACAGAAUCGCCACUCAUUAGACGCCACAGCAACCAAGGCCUUCCACCCCUGCACUGGGCUGCCGCUACUCUCAAGCCCUGUUCCCCAGAGGAAAACUCAAACAGGCUACUUUGACCUGGACACCUCUCUGGCUGGGUGCAAGGGUUUGCCGUGGGCCUCUGGGAAAAGGGUGUGUCUGAAGAGAGAGGGGUACACGGAUGAGUCACAGGACCUGUUCAGUGCCAGUGCUCCACCUGUCAGUCUCAGUCUGCUGGGAAACUUUGAGGAGUGUGUGCUGAACUACCGCCUGGAGCCUUUAGGGACAGUGGAGGGUUUCACAGCAGAGGUCGGAGCCAGCGGGUCCUUCUGCCCCAGUCACCUGACCUUACCUGUGGAUGUGUCAUUCUACAGUGUCUCUGAUGACAACGCUCCUUCACCAUACAUGGGUGUGAUAAACCUGGAGUCCCUGGGAAAACGGGGCUACCGUGUACCUCCUUCAGGAACCAUUCAAGUGACCUUAUUCAACCCUAACAAGACAGUUGUGAAGAUGUUUGUUGUGAUGUACGACCUACGAGCGAUGCCAGCUGGACACCAGACCUUCUUACGCCAGAGAACCUUCUCUGUCCCCGUCCGCCGUGACCCACACAAUCAUGCCAGCAGGAAGCCCCACAGCCUGGGCCAGGGACGCACCUUGCGCUACCUCGUUCAUCUGAGGUUCCAGAGCUCUAAGUCUGGGAAGAUCUACCUCCAUAGGGACAUCCGUCUGCUAUUUUCCAGGAAGUCCAUGGAGGUCGACAGUGGUGCUGCCUACGAGCUUCAAUCCUUCACAGAUUUGCCCAUGGACCCACCUUUCUCUCACCGCUGCUGAGGCAUGUCUCUCUCCCUCCUCCACCGAAGCUUCAACACACCUUGAUGCCAGCGUUACCCUUACUCGGCCCGUGGCUUCUACUUGGAAAAAAAAAAGAGGACCGCAAGCCAAUAAGACUUUCCUAUCUUUUGCCCAAAAUCGUAAAUUCGAUCCCCUCUGUCACCUAAAACUGUCAAUGUGAGCUCUGAACCUGGGAAACUGGCCAGAAAGGAAACCUUGCACCAUGUUGGAUCAGAGGGGUUUGGUCAAAGGUUUUAGUUGUAUGGUUUGUUCUCCUGGUUAAGAAGGCCUCUGAUUUGACAUCUAAUUAUUUUUCUUUCUGUCAUGUGCAUCCCCUCCACCGUCUGUCAGCAGAGUGGAGACCGGUGAUUCGCUUCAGAAGCAGUUAUACUUUAAUUUCCCCAAGAAUUCAGUCUUCUUUCCUCCUGUUUACUCGAAUCAAAAUGUGACUUUUACUUGACACAAUGAAUAAGUGUUGAACAUUUAUUUUCUUCAUGAAUGCAAUACAAGGCCUUUUCAAAAGUAAGAGUUCAAAUCCUUGCAGAUUAGCUGGAUUGAACUAAUGGUGAACUCGGCUUUGACCCUGUGGUUCUGAGCUGGGAGCCAGCGGAGUGCGUAUGGAGGAGCGUGCACCCCGUUGAAAAACCGUGCUGCAGCGCCAUCCCCUCGUCCAAAAGAAACACGGAUACCAUGGACCACUAAAGAAGUCGACCAUGCAAUCAAGCUCCAUUCAAAUGAAAGCUUCACAGCAGAACAUCAGAAGUGCACUGUGUAUUUCUUUUCUCAUUAUAACUGGAAAUGAAACAGAAAAUAGUAAUAUUCUAAUACUUUUGUACUGUUACAGAACCACCUUAUCGGAAGUGUUGAAAUAGUAAAAAGUAACCAUAGUUUAGUGUUUACACAUUCACUUUCAGUUUACAUAUCCUCAGUUUUAUUUAAUAUUUAAAUUAAUAUUUCAGUUACUACUUGUGACGUCUGUCAUGCUAAGAUGUAGUGCAAACUGUAUAUCAUAGUAUGUAUUUUUGACAUUAAUAUUCAAAUCUGAAAAAAAAUAUAUAUAUCUUCUAAAGCAAA
Molecule: messenger RNA, 5614 nt
Organism: Pleuronectes platessa (European plaice)
Lineage: Eukaryota; Metazoa; Chordata; Actinopteri; Pleuronectiformes; Pleuronectidae
Gene: atosa
Product: atos homolog A
Exons: 12
Coding region: 1256-4540 (1094 amino acids)
Source: RefSeq, a predicted model, not a curated record